Messenger RNA from Trematosphaeria pertusa, 1593 nucleotides. RefSeq lists its product as uncharacterized. Bases 250 to 1593 code for a protein of 447 amino acids. The record is from RefSeq and is a predicted model, not a curated record. The transcript is spliced from 3 exons. Lineage: Eukaryota; Fungi; Ascomycota; Dothideomycetes; Pleosporales; Trematosphaeriaceae.
GCUCUUCGUCCCGAAUUAUUUUUCCGCCAGGUGCCAGUAUAGACGCCAUUACAUCAUUGGUCAAGAGCUGCUAGUGACAUUGCCACGUCCUGUCAAGCUUUGACCCCGUCACGUGUAUGCUUAGUCGGGCCUCAUGAUAAAUACACGAUUCUCGGCCCCCCGGAGCAACCUUCUUCGCCAAUACCAACCAUUCGACCAGGAUAUAAGAACUUCGAUGAUUCCACCCGCAUUUUGUCCUGAUCUUUCAUAAUGCCAAUGUGGACAUGUGACUUUAGCGGUUGCUCAGAACCUGCAGUGCGCACCGGUGACUGCAUCCUCUGUAAUCGUCAUCUUUGCUCCUUUCAUCUCGGUACUCCUUUUCAUCAAUGCCCUCCCUGGAAGGAUGCGGAACGCUACGAUCCCGCUGCCCGGGAAGCAGAGGAAAAAGAGAUGGAAACUCUGUUCAGAAAAGUCAACAGAAAAGCUCUUGCCGCACGUGCGAGUCACCUAUGGGGUGGUAUUCAUUGUGCUAUCCCUGCACUUCAGCAUAAUAGAACUAAACAAAGCUCUAUUAUGGGUGGUAUGAAUUAUCACGUCGAAAUUGUAUUCGAAGAUGGCGUUGUUUGGUUGGCGCGGAUUCGCCACCACAUUUUCCAGAGCGAAUUUGCCACGAUGAAGUUUCUCGAGAAAAUAGCAGUACCGACUCCGAAGGUAUUGGACUUUGCUCUGGAAAGCCAGGACAAUUCAGUUGGCGUUGGCUACAUGCUAGUUGAAAAGAUGGCGGGUACAUCGCUGCGAUGGUCGAUUGCUUCCCCAGAGCAAAGAAGAAGGGUUGUGGAGCAGCUGGCGGAGAUCUUCAUCGAACUUCGAAAGCAUCCAUUCGACAAAAUGGGAUGUCUUGAUACUUCUGGUUCUUGUCAUAUUGGGGCGUUUGCUCGCGAGUCUCUAAUGGAUUUUGAUGGCUCCCGAAUGUUGCCUCUUGGCCCAUACUCCACACUCCAGGAAUAUCAUACUUCUUCGAUCCGGCUCAUAUUGGACCUUAUCAUACGAGAUGAGAUGUACUCUCAAAAUCCUAUCGACGCAUAUCUUGUUCAUCGGUUUCUCCUCGACCUUGUUCCUUCAGUCCUUCCUUCCCGGGGCGAUGCUGGUCAUCAAUUCUUUCUGAAGCAUGCGGAUGAUAAGGGUGACCACAUCCUCGUCGAUAAGGACUACAAUAUCACCGCCAUCAUCGACUGGGAAUGGGCUCACACUGCCCCGGAAGCGAUUGCUUUCAAUUCGCCCAUAGGACUCCUCCCAGUAAACGAGUUCUAUGACGGCCUUAACACAUUGGGAGAAGAGGAGAAGUUGCUAGCUGAGACGUUUGAAAAAAAUGACGAACUAAGACUAGCGCAAGCUGUGAGAAACGGGCGAUUGCAGCAUCGGUUUGCGUUCUGUUGCGGAUAUGACCUUUCUGAUUGGAAAGGAUUCCUUGGCCUUUUCAAAGGGUUAAGGGAUGCAGUUAGCAUUGACCAGGGACUGGAAUGGGAGGAAUGGAAACAAAUCGCAUUGGAGCGCUAUCAAAGCGAUGGGGGAUUGAGAUUUUUACUAUCCAAAGCGCAAAGAAUCAAUCAGUAA